UUCAAUGAAAUGCAGCAGGCAUUUAGGAAGGACGUUGAGUGCAGUUUCGGUGUACUUCAAGCACAAUAUGCCAUCAUGAAGCGAGCAGCUAGGAUGUGGGAUCCGGAAGAUAUGAAGUUCAUUGUUGACUGUGUUAUUAUUCUGCAUAAUAUGGGAAUCAAGUACGAGAGAGGUAUGGAGACUUUGGCGAUCGAGGAUUAUGAGGGAGCCUCUCAAUCUUCUCCUGAUCCAAACAGAGAUGUGCCUGAGAUUCAGCAGUUGAUCGCUAGGCAUCAACAGAUUGAGAGUCGUGCGGCCAAUGUGCAAUUGAAGAAUGACCUAGUUGAGCAUAAAUGGAACAUAUAUGGCUCCUCAAAUAUAUGGAUUGAAUUUCGGAUUUUAGUGCCGGAUUGUGAAGGAUACAGCUGACUUUUGUGAUAGUGAAGGAUACAGCUGACUUUUGUGAUAGUGAAGGAUGGCAACCAUGUUACUUUUUAGUGCUGGAAUAUGAAGGAUGGAGCUGACUUUUUGUGAUAGUGAUGGCCGGCAAAUAUUAUAGUGACGGCAAUCAUGUCUUUUGUGUAGUAUUUAGUAGGCUUUUGUAAAAGAAGAUC
Molecule: messenger RNA, 593 nt
Organism: Panicum hallii
Lineage: Eukaryota; Viridiplantae; Streptophyta; Magnoliopsida; Poales; Poaceae
Exons: 2
Coding region: 10-408 (132 amino acids)
Source: RefSeq, a predicted model, not a curated record